AUGAUGUACGAAGAUUUUAAUACGCUGCCAUUGAUAAAAUCAAUUAGAGAAGACUCCAUUGAAAAUAUACACAAAUUUUUAGAAGAGAAUUAUAAAGAAUAUGAAGCAGAUGAAAAUGGAGAGUUCAAAAAGAAAAUUGAAAUAAUAGACAAGCAAACACAAUCAACACCAUUAUUUUAUGUAACAGCAAGAAAAAAUGACGAAGAAUCUGUAAAGAUAUGCCAAUUAUUAAUUGAAAAAUUUGGUAUAUGCAAUCCUGUAUCAAAAGAUUUGAUGAAACAAACUUGUUUAUUUUAUGCAGCAAGGGAAGGGCAUCUCCAAUUAUGUAAGUAUUUAAUUGAAAAAGGUUGUAACCCUAAUGAUGCAGAUAAUUUUGGUCAAACAUGCUUAUUUUAUGCAUCGAGAGAAGGCAAAACUGAAUGUGUUGAUAUUAUAAUUAAAAAAGGAGGAAAUCCAAAUUUAUUAGAUUUAAAUAAACAAACAUGCUUAUUUUAUGCAUGUAGAGAUGGUAGAUAUGAAACAGUUAAAUGUUUACUUGAAAAUGGAGUUAAUCCUUCAAUAAAAGAUGCACAAAGAAGAACAGCUUUAACUUUUGCUAAAGGGAAUGGUCAUAAUAAUAUUAUUAAUCUUCUAAAAAAUGCUGGUACUGUAGCGAAACCUGGAAGUGUCGUGCAUACACAACCCAAAAAUGCAAAAUUGAAUACAACCCAAUAUUUGGGCUCUGUAAAAAGUGAGUCCAAUGCCAACGUGAGUUCCAAUGUGGACCCUACUAACAGUGGUGACACACAGCGAAAGAAAUACAAAUUGCAAUAUCAGCCCUUAGAGGACGACCCUGAAUUAUGGCUAGAUGCCCCUUUAAUAAAAAUAAAAGAAUUUGAGCGUAAAUUUCCAGAUCUAGCCUUAUGGCCGAAAAAUGGGGAUGUAACAAAAAAUGAAAAUAGUAAUUUAAAUGACGCAUUUAACAAACAAUGGUAUUCAUUAGCUAACCAAAUAAUUCAGGCAUUAAGUAAAUAUGAAGGUGGUCAUAUAUUUGAAAGAUUAGUGGAUACUAAAAAACAAAAUUGUCCUGAUUAUUAUGAUGUUAUUAAAAAUCCCAUGUCAUUUAGUUGCAUAAAAGCAAAAUUAAAAAAAGGCCAAUAUUCAUCCCCUCAAGAAUUUAUAAAUGACGUACAGCUAGUUUUUUAUAAUUGUUCUGUAUAUAAUACAGCUGGUACUAUUGUAGCAAUUACAGGAAAAAAUAUUGAGGCAUAUUUUAAUAACCAAUUAAUUGUUACUGGAUUUAGCAAUUUUGUUCAAAAAGAGAAAAAUAUUAAUGAUCAUUUACAAAAAGUUGAAGAAGAAAAUGAACGAUGGGCCGAAGAACACCCAAGCAUUAUAAAAGACGAAAAUAGUGAAAAUAAUAACGAGUUAAAUCAAUUGAAUAAUGAAAUGAAUAACGAACAAAAUAGUGAGGUAAAUAAUGAAGACUAA
This is a messenger RNA of Plasmodium berghei ANKA, 1470 nucleotides long. RefSeq names its product bromodomain protein 1, putative. The record is from RefSeq and is a predicted model, not a curated record. Bases 1 to 1470 code for a protein of 489 amino acids. Gene Ontology annotation, molecular function: protein binding. NCBI's taxonomy places the organism in Eukaryota, Apicomplexa, Aconoidasida, Haemosporida, Plasmodiidae. The transcript has 3 exons.